This is a messenger RNA of Exophiala aquamarina CBS 119918, 372 nucleotides long. RefSeq lists its product as uncharacterized. The transcript has a single exon. NCBI's taxonomy places the organism in Eukaryota, Fungi, Ascomycota, Eurotiomycetes, Chaetothyriales, Herpotrichiellaceae. The record is from RefSeq and is a predicted model, not a curated record. The coding region runs from base 151 to 372 and encodes 73 amino acids. Gene Ontology annotation, molecular function: protein binding.
GGGAAGUACGCCGAGGCGGAAGAGAUGAAUCGGCGGGCCCUAGCGGGGUUUAGAGAGGUGCUGGGGUUAGAUUAUCCCGACACGUUAACUAGCGUGAACGAUCUAGCAUUAGUACUAUAAUACCAAGGGAAGUACGGUAAGGCGGAAGUAAUGCACCGGCGAGUACUAGCGGAGUACGAGAAGGUACUAGGGUUAGAUUAUCCUUCCACGUUAACUAGUGUGAACAAUCUAGCAUCAGUGCUACAAGAUCAAGGGAAGUAUACUGAGGCGGAAGAGAUAAAUCGGCGAGCCCUAGCGGGGUUCGGAGAGGGGCUAGGGUUAGAUUAUCCUUACACGUUGACUAGCGUGAGUAAUCUAGUAUUAGUGCUGUAA